This is a messenger RNA of Thermothelomyces thermophilus ATCC 42464, 5665 nucleotides long. RefSeq lists its product as uncharacterized. Gene Ontology annotation, molecular function: guanyl-nucleotide exchange factor activity. Bases 114 to 5474 code for a protein of 1786 amino acids. NCBI's taxonomy places the organism in Eukaryota, Fungi, Ascomycota, Sordariomycetes, Sordariales, Chaetomiaceae. The record is from RefSeq and is a predicted model, not a curated record. The transcript has 2 exons.
UAGGCUAGUUACCCACGAUCAACCGACAAAGUUGCGCACCUGCCUUGUCGCUUCCGUGAAGCACACAAUCUCUAUUUUGCAGAGCACGGCUCUCUGCCACCAGCCAGCGCGACAUGUCCUUUCGCAGCGAUGACUCGCGCCGGUACGGCCAUGUGCCGCCAGCGCAAUAUUCUGUUGCCACCCCUCCACAGGAGCCUGCCGGAUACCCCGCGCGGCGACUGAGCUUCAACAGCGGCGAUGAUGCCAACUACUUCGAACAGCCCAACACUCGACCCCAACGGUCAUACACGGGUAGCACAGGCAGGGCCGACGAGGAGCUCUUCAUAACUGGACCGACUGCUGAGAGCCAGCCGGCCGCUAACCGGGCGAGCUACGUCUCUCACAACGCAGCAGCAGCUACCUACCAGCGUCAAUACCAGGUCCCGCCCCCUCCCCCGUCGCAUUCGACAUACAACCCCCAGGCCUUUGCUCGCUCGCAGUCGACUUCACUCCCGUACCACCCCGCACAGAACUUGCGGCAAACACCGUCCACGAGCCCAAUUUACACUUCCCCCCCGACGACCUACACGCCCCCGGUAUACAACCCCGCAGCAUACGCGAACACCAACUCGGCCCUUUCCCACAGGCAAUCCACCGGCGGGUACAACAACUAUGGCUACGGAAACUAUACCACACCUGCCGUUCCUCACGUAUCCACAGCAUACGUCCCUCAGCCGCCGUCAACUUAUGGCGCCGGCGGAUCACAACCCUCUUCGGCGACCACGCCUUCGGCCCCGCAACGAUAUGAGCCUGCGCUGCACAGUCCGCAAUAUGCACCCGCAGCAGCGCCGUCCGCCGUCUCGCCUCAGUACGAAUCGCCAUAUCCCACAUCGUAUGGUGGUCAACAAUACUCCGGGUCGUCGUAUGCUAGCAACGGUGUCACGGCCGGGUCGAGCCCAGCAUACUCUGCGCCUACCGCGCAUACACCGUACCCUGUGCACUCCCUGAUGCCCGUUGGGCCCGCCUACUCUCCAGACCCGAACUCUUUCUCUAACCGGGUGUCUCGAUCCAACUCUCAGCCGUCGCCGCUGCCGUCUCCCCCAACUCAUUCCCAGGCAUCGCCUCAGGUCCAGAGGCAUCCGACAAAUGCGCCGCUUCCCAGUCGCCCGAUGGAUGACUUGCCGGAGGAAUCAGACUGGACAAUCAAUGGUGGCGGCGAGACUGAUUUCCAGGUGGCUCAAGAGAGCUUGAUUCAGGACAUUGUCUCCGAUUUGGGUAUAACGCACACCCAGCGGCCCCAGACCGCCAAUGGUGCCGCCUCGGAUGAUCUUCUGGACAAGGCGCAUCGGUACAAUUCUACCUCGUCGAGGACGACUUCCGACACGGGCGUGAACCGGUACCCGUCAAAUGCCUCGUCCGCCUUCAAUAACACCGUGGUCUCCACCAACACCACCUACACCUGGGAUUCUGAAGAAAGCGACCCAGAAGGUGCAGCUGGUCUGCUGGCGAUGAGAGACGAUAUGGACGAUCGAAGGUUUGGUGGAAUCACAUUUCCGGCAUAUAUGGAACCACUCGCCUCCCCGCCGCCGCCGCCGCCGCAGCAGCAGCAGCAACCGCACCAGUCGCCGUCUCAGCAGUCAGCGCAGCAACAUUCUCACCAGCCGCUCCGGUCGCACUCGCCGCUUCCCGAGCCUCCUGAGGAGCAGGUGAGUACAGGCAACGAGUUCGGCGGAAUGGAUCUCGGCAUGUACGGAGGCGGCUACGCCGGGAAUCUGCAGUAUGGCAACGAGGUCGGUUCCCCACCGGCAAUUACCCAGAGCCAGGACGCCCCUCGUCCGCUGCCGAUGCCUCAGGGUCAGGGAGCCGAGUACCCGCCUUUCUCUGAUGUGUCGGUCGAUUACGGAGGCACGGGCGGCCUUCUCCCUCCUCAGACUCGUCGCUUGAGCUUCGACGACGGCGAUGAGCGAGCAUCCCUCCAUUCUCGGCACAGCGGGAGCGAUUCUCCCCCCAAGGAGGAAUACCCUUAUGAUCAAAUGUUCUGGCACCCAGGCCUCUCACACCGUCCGUUGCCUGCCCUCCCCUCUCAGACUGCAGAUGGCGGCUCGCAGGUUUCACCACAACCUUCUGUCAGGUCUGGUUACCAGCACAACUACUCCCUGAGCGCAGACUCGAGGCUCCCUUACCCGCCCGACACACCUGUCCUCUACCAAGGUCAACAUUCCGCCCAACCUCCCGUCGAGAGGUCAAUAUCGCUUUCGAACCACAGCACCACACCCCCGGUCCAGGCGCCUGCGCGGUCCCGAACAGAUGCUACUGAGGAGCGGAGGCGAGCGCUCAAGCAUAUGUCCCAACCGCAUGCACACUCCUACCAGCACGGCGCCGCGGCACCAUACGAGAGCUAUGAUACUGGAACGCCGUCCUCACUGGCCGCUUAUGAUAUGAUCACGUUGCCCACCGGUCGGAAGAGGAAGUUUGUGCCUUCGAAACUCACGGCCGCGGAUUUCAAGCGCUGUGCGGAGCCCUGGGCUUUGAGUGGCAUCACAUCCUGGAUUCGCGAAAUGGCGGAGGGCGAACCGGAUCUGAAGAGGAAGACGAUUGAAGAAGGCGUUCUUAAGCUCUUCUGUGCCAAGGUGCCGACCAUGAACGUUGCCGAUGCGGAGUUGCUAAGUGCGAGGGUGGUCGAUUGUAUGUUCGCCACCGGCAUUCUGAUUCCCGAGGAAGAAUGGGUCAAGUUCGGCGCAGGACAGCUCUCCGGUGUGCUGGUGCAGCUCACCGGCUCUGGGUGCUUCGCGCCCAAGUUGCAUGAGGACGAGGGGAUGGCGCCCAGGUUGCACGACAACGGCAUACCGGUGAGGUGUUAUUCUCACACCUGUGGCAGGACCCUCAAGAAGGUAAAUCUCGACAAUAUGAUGUCCGAAGAGGACGUUGUCGUCUUGGACUGGGCCACCUUCCAUGGCGUGACCAAGGAGGAGAUCCAGUCGAAGCCCAAGAAGGAGGUCGAGCGGCAGAAUGUCCUGCAUGAGAUCGUAACAGGAGAGGAGGAAUACAUGGGCCAGCUCGACGUUCUUCGUCUGCUAUAUCGCGACUGGCUCCGGGCGUGGCAGCCGCCCAUCAUCGCGGAAAACCGGAUGGAGAAAUUCAUCGACGCUGUGUUCGGCAAGGUGGAUGCUGUCCAGCAAAUCAACAAGGAGCAUCUGCUCGCUCAGCUCAAAUACCGCCAACAAGAACAAGGCCCGUGGAUCGUCGGAUUUAGCGACUUGUUCAGAGAGUGGAUUCGAAAAGCCAGACCGAUCUAUAUCGAGUACUGCUCGUCGUUUCCGUAUGCCUCGUAUCUAAUCAGGAAAGAGGCGGCCAGAAACCUGCUCUUCCGCCAGUUCCUCGAUGUGGUCCGAGACCACAAACGCUCCAAACGUCUGGAGUGGACAACGUUUGUCAAGGCGCCCAUCACCAGGCUUCAAAGAUACGGUCUCCUUCUCGAAACGGUCAAGAAGAACAUGCCUGGGGAGAGCGAGGAGAAGACGAAUCUCGAGCGAGCUCUGGAAGAGAUCAAGAAGGUCACCCACGAGUGCGAUGAGAAAGUAGCGGAGAUGACAAGGAAGGUUGAGCUGCUCGAGCUGCAGUCCAUGCUGGUUCUGCGACCUGGCUUCCAGUCCGUCCUCAAUCUCGACCACCUUGGCCGAGAGCUGCUCAAGCAGGGCGACCUGCAAAGACAGGGCUCGAAAGGUGUCCGCUGGGUUGACACCCAUGCCCUACUCUUUGACCACUACUUCAUUCUUGCCAAGGCAGUACCCUCAAAGGACGGGAGGACCGAUAAGAAAUAUGAUGUGUCCAAGGAGCCCAUCCCCAUGCCCCUGCUCUUCCUCGAGAGCAUGAACGACGACCCGGUCGCCAAGCAGAAGGGCUUGACGGCCCCUUUGGCUCGAACCACAGCGGCAACCGGUUCCGGGACACAGCUUAACAAGGUGAACUCGAAUGGAGGCGACCGGCCCGGAAUUGAACAUACCGCAACCGGACCGUCCAUGAGUUCUCUCAAUACGGUAUCGCGGCUCACAUCGGCAGGGGCCGAUGACGGCAAGAUUAUUUAUCCGUUCAGGAUCAAGCAUCUUGGUCACGAUAUCUAUACGCUUUAUGCAUCGUCGGCUCAAGAGCGCGCCGCUUGGUGUUCGGCCAUAAUCGAGGCCAAGACCAGGCAUGCCAGAGCGCUCCAUGCACAAAACGCCGAGCCGUUCCGCCUGCGCGUCAUUGCGGACAGCGCGUUCGCGUAUGACUCGGCGUCACUCUUGGGAAGGCAGCCCAGCGUGUCGAUCAGGGGCACGCCUUUGGACAGAGCGAUCCGCGAGAUGGAGCAGGUGUACGGCCCGGGGAGAGGCCCGCCUCCGGUGUGUCGGGCGAUGGUGAACUGCGCCUGCGGUUUCACGGCGUUUGGCAAGUCUCUCAUCGCCAUUGGGACCGAUUAUGGCGUUUACAUAUCUGAGGUGUCGAACCCUAGGGGUUGGACACGGUCGGUUCAGAUCAACAGAGUUACGCAGAUUGCCGUCCUGGAGGAGUUCUCUGUCUGCCUCCUUAUCGCGGAUCGAUCGCUGAUUUCGUACCCGCUCGACGUGAUUGCGCCGGUAUCGAAUUUCCCUGCACCGGCGCACGACAGUCCGCGCCGCGCGCCGCAACGUCUUGCCAAGGACGUGGCCUUCUUUGCGACGGCCCGCAUGAAGGACAGGAUGCUCGUCUUCUACAAGCGCAAGGAGGGUAUGCAUAACACGUUCAGAGUCCUCGAGCCAGUGUUCCAAAAGGCGAGCGAAAAGCGAUCUCGCCUCUUCGGUAGCCGCCGCGGAGGCUCGGGCGGGACGACCGAGUCCUUCCGGGACUACGAUGCCUUCUACAUUCCGACUGAGUGCUUCUCGCUCAAUCUCUUCCAGAACUACAUCGCAGUCGCGACUGCCAAGGGCUUCGAACUGCUCACGCUCGACAAGAAGGUCACACAAUCUAUUCCGCGCGAUCUCGGCCAGGCCGCCAUCGCCAACAUCGCCUCGCGCAUCAAGGAGCCACACCCGCUCGGCAUGUUCAAGCUGAACGAUCAGGAGUUCCUGCUCACCUACGACGACUGCGCCGUUUACGUGGACAAGCACGGCGAGAUCAGCCGCACCCUCAUCAUGGAGUACUCGGGCAAGCAGAAGAAGGCGAAAGCAGCCACGAUGUUUGGCCAAUAUCUCGUGCUGUUCAACGACGACUACGUCGAGGUGCGUAAUGCCGAGAACGGUCGCCUGCGGCAGAUCAUUGCCGGGCGCGAUGUGCGCUGUCUAGAUUUCGGGUUCCGCGGUCCCACGGGGACUGCCGCUGGCGGGGUCGGUGGUGGUGGUGCCGGCUUGGCCGGGCUACAGCCUCCCACGGGGGCGCAGCAGGAUUCCAAGGGCACGGUCAAGAUCUGCAUGAGCCAUCCGGAGGUGCCCGGCGGGCAGAUCGUGCUAGAGAUGUUGUUGAAUGACGGACACGCGGAAUGAUGCUGAGACGGGGAUUAUGGAGAGGAAAUGGUCAUGAUCGUGACGGGCGAAUGAACUACAACACCAUGGGAAGAAGGUGAAGUGAGCACAGCAGUGAUGAUGACAGUGAUGACAACAAGGCCAACAGUUGGGUUGGCGAUGACGGUACUCCUUUGAUUUACGAGAUGUGGAAGCUCAAUCUUGUUGGAGGA